CAGAGAGUCCCAUACAGAAUAAACCCAAGGAGAAAUACACCGAGGCACACAUUAAUCAAACUAAUGAAAAUUAAACACAAAGAAAAAAUAUUAAAAGCAGCAAGAGAAAAGCAACAAAUAACAUAUAAGGGAAAACCCAUAAGGAUAACAGCUGAUCUUUCUGCAAAAACUCUGCAGGCCAGAAGGGAGUGGCAAUAUAUACUGGAAGUCCUGAAAGAGAAAAACCUAGAGCCAAGAAUACUCUACCCAGCAAGAAUCUCACUCAGAUUUGAGGGAGAAAUCAAAAACUUUACAGACAAGCAAAGGUUAAGAGAAUUCAGCACCACCAAACCAGCCUUACUACAAGUGCUAUUGACAAGGAAAGACAGAGUUGGUAGAAUCAGGCUUCCUGACUUCAGGCUAUCCUACAAGGCUACAGUGACC
Hippopotamus amphibius kiboko is the source of this 423-nucleotide messenger RNA. It is a transcript of the gene L1TD1, whose product is annotated as LINE1 type transposase domain containing 1. Gene Ontology annotation, molecular function: single-stranded RNA binding. Gene Ontology annotation, biological process: retrotransposition. NCBI's taxonomy places the organism in Eukaryota, Metazoa, Chordata, Mammalia, Artiodactyla, Hippopotamidae. The transcript has 2 exons. The record is from RefSeq and is a predicted model, not a curated record. Gene Ontology annotation, cellular component: ribonucleoprotein complex. The annotation marks the transcript as partial.